AUGCGAUUCUCAUUACCGAGCCUGUUGGGGCUCUAUGGAGUUCUGUCGGCUACCGCCGUCACCGUGGUCCAUGGAGAAGGCGAAGCAGACAUUCCAGGAGGAGACAUUGGAGAAAGCCAAGGCUUGGAGACCCAGGAGGCCCAGAACCAGCUACCCAAUUUUAUGAGCGUACGGCCGGACCUUGCCAAGGCUUAUGACGGUGAACUCCAUAUCCCGAAAGCGAAAUAUUUCACCGCAUUGAUCAUCAGGCCCUUUGACCAAUCAAUUGCGACUAUGGUGUGUACUACAAACUCUUUUUUACUACCUCUCCUUGCAUGCGCUAACGCCGAACCCAGAUAUGCCAACGAAACAUUACCGGACGAAAAAGUCAUCCCAUAUUUAUCAAACCUGAUCCAAACCUAUCUUGAGACCAUGAACUCAAUUGGCGCCGAGACAUGGAUUAUGCAUGGAACCCUCCUCUCAUGGUGGUGGAACCAAAAGAUCUUCCCUUGGGACAAUGAUCUAGAUGUUCAAAUUUCCGAACCGACAAUACACUUCCUAGCUGAAUAUUAUAACUUCACCGACCACCAUUUCGAGAUCCCUGGCGUCGAGGGUGGCCGCACCUACCUUCUCGAAAUCAACCCCAACUACAUCGUUAAAAGCACCAAGGACCGACUGAACGUUAUCGAUGGGCGAUGGAUUGAUAAGUCUUCCGGGCUUUUCAUCGAUAUUACAGCCGUGCGCCCCGAUGACGAGAAGCGAAAGCGUGGCUACCCCGAGGCCUUGAUGUGCAAGGAUAGACACCACUAUGAUGAAAGCGAUAUAUUCCCACUCCGAGUCAGCUAUUACGAGGAUGUCGCCGUCAAGAUUCCCUACGCCUAUGCCGCGCUACUUGCUGAAGAGUAUGGUGCCUCGUCGAUGACCAAAACCGACUUCCAAGGACAUCAUUUCAGUGACUCGAGCAAGAUGUGGGAAAAGUACUCAAGAAAAGUCAAGCGUUUUCUUCGACGAGGCUGGCGCGGUGAUGAUACACCUAAGCGGUCGGGUACCGAACCUCUUAUUCGUAUGGAUGCUAUUUAA
This is a messenger RNA of Penicillium verhagenii, 1059 nucleotides long. RefSeq lists its product as uncharacterized. The transcript has 4 exons. Lineage: Eukaryota; Fungi; Ascomycota; Eurotiomycetes; Eurotiales; Aspergillaceae. Bases 1 to 1059 code for a protein of 352 amino acids. The record is from RefSeq and is a predicted model, not a curated record.